AUGGAGAUCCGGCCGGAAAGGUUUAAGGUCGUGGCGGCCAGGACUCUCGGGAAAAUAUACGGAGCUCUUGAGAAGAAACAGGAAAAUGGCGAGACCAUCGAGCUGUCGGCGGAGGGACGGCCGGAGAUGGUGGAGGAGAAGGAGAUGCCCGUAGUGGACUGCACAUGCUUCGGCCUGCCCAGGCGCUACAUCAUCGCCAUCCUCUCUGGCCUCGGCUUCUGCAUCUCCUUUGGUAUCCGAUGUAACUUGGGCGUGGCCAUCGUCAGCAUGGUCAACAGCCACACCGUCUUCAGAGACAACAAGGAGAUCAUAGUGAAAGCUCAGUUUGACUGGGAUCCAGAAACAGUGGGAAUGAUCCACGGCUCCUUCUUCUGGGGAUACAUAGUAACCCAAAUCCCAGGAGGCUUCAUCUGUCAAAAGUUUGCAGCAAACAGAGUGUUUGGCUUUGCUAUAGUGGCCACGUCUUGCCUGAAUAUGCUCAUCCCUACAGCUGCACGGAUGCACUUUGGCUGUGUUAUCAUUGUCAGAAUAUGUCAAGGACUUGUGGAGGGGGUUUCAUAUCCGGCCUGUCAUGGCAUUUGGGCAAAAUGGGCACCACCUCUUGAAAGAAGUCGCCUGGCCACAACAGCCUUUUGUGGAUCUUAUGCUGGUGCUGUGAUUGCCAUGCCAUUAGCUGGAAUCCUAGUCCAGUACUCAGGAUGGUCAUCAGUCUUCUACGUCUACGGAACUUUUGGCAUCAUGUGGUAUUGCUUCUGGAUCCUGGUGUCUUAUGAAAGUCCAGCAGCCCAUCCCACCAUCACUGAGGAGGAGCAAAAAUAUAUUGAGGAAAGCAUUGGCCAAUCAUCACAACAUGCAGUAACGAAAUUCAACACACCAUGGAGGUGCUUCUUUACGUCCAUGCCAGUAUAUGCCAUCAUUGUGGCUAAUUUCUGCAGAAGUUGGACUUUCUACUUGCUUCUCAUCAGCCAGCCUGCAUACUUCGAGGAGGUGUUUGGUUUUGAGAUUAGCAAGGUGGGCAUAGUUUCUGCGCUUCCUCACCUUGUCAUGACCAUUAUCGUGCCCAUUGGUGGCCAGAUCGCUGAUUAUCUGCGCACCAACCAAAUCAUGACCACCACUAACGUCAGGAAACUUAUGAACUGUGGAGGGUUUGGGAUGGAGGCAACCCUGCUGCUGGUGGUGGGCUUCUCUCAUACAAAAGUUGUUGCCAUCACAUUCCUGGUCCUGGCUGUGGGUUUCUCUGGCUUUGCAAUUUCAGGUUUCAAUGUCAACCACCUUGACAUUGCACCGCGCUAUGCUAGUAUCCUCAUGGGUAUCUCCAACGGUGUGGGCACUUUGUCUGGUAUGGUUUGCCCAAUUAUAGUUGGUGCCAUGACAAAGCAUAAGACACGGGAGGAGUGGCAGGGAGUGUUUCUUAUCGCCUCGCUUGUUCAUUAUGGAGGAGUUAUAUUCUAUGGCCUCUUUGCAUCUGGAGAGAAGCAAUAUUGGGCGGAGCCGGAGGAGCUGAGUGAUGAGAAAUGUGGCAUCCUGGAUGAGGAUGAGCUUGCAAACGAGACAGAGGAGCUGUAUCGCACAAGUGGCGGGGGAGGCUACGGAGCCAUGAACCAGGGAGCGGAUCCCAACGGAGCCGGAGGCAUGGGGGGAGGAGGAGGCUGGGUCUCAGACUGGGACAAAACUGAGGAGUAUGUCCAACCAGCCGGAACCAAUAAUUACCUUUAUAGAGGAGAGGGGGACCAAGGGUUAACAUAGAACCAGCAGAUCUUCUGCCCAUAGCCUUUAGUGAGGCAGAAACAGUACAUCAACAGCGUGGAGUUUCACUUGAUGGCAUGAAGAACUUUGAAAGUGCGGAUUUAAAAACGAAUGUGGGAUGGGACCAUUUUCAGCAAGUCUGACUGUAUUAUCUGAACUGAAUUCAAAGAGACUCCACAGUGGAGGUGAAGACAAUAGUAAAUGUAAAAUGUGUGUUUGUGUGUGCAAUUGUGUACCUUGUGUGACAGAAAAUUUAAAUAAUUUAAUUUAGGACUCAUCGCCCUCUCGGCAAGCUGUCUUGGGGGUGGGUUGUGUUUUAGGCCUGCUGUGGCUUUUUUUGAUGUUUAUUGACUGUAAUAAUUGUAGACAUUUCUAUAUUAUCUGACAGGAUUUCAUUUGUAUGCCUCUCACUUAAAAUUGAAUUAUUACAAAUCCUUUGGCACACAUUAGUCGCAAGCGCACUUCUAUUGUUGGGUGAAAACCUAUUGAGUUUGAUUAAUUGGGUUUAAAAAAGUUUCAUAAAUGGUUGUUGAAUUUCCGCAAGCAGAGUAUGCCCCUCCAUUGAAGUUAAAACGGGGGAAAAAAAACAACACUACAAGAGCUACAAGGUUUUCACACAAUAUUAUGAAAGCUUUUUUUCCCUAAAAACAAUGUUUUGUCCUUAAUGUGCACACUUUUAAGAAAAAGCAUGUUACUUGUGCCAAUACAACAACAUAUUUUUGCCCUGUAGUAUUGGUUUACUCAUCCACUGAGAAAAUAAUUGAAUAUAAUAACACUUGCAAAUAUUACUGUACACAGCUUUCUCUGAAGUCUAAAUAGCCCAUACGGAUAUUUUUAGAUGCAGCAUUUUGAUUUCCUUGUGCAAAAAUGUUUUAUGUACUAGGCCUCGAACCUGUCUGCCUGCUGACAAACUGGGCAAUAAAAAUGCCUCGUAUAGUUUAGAGACACUUUAUCAGGUCUCCUUCAGGCCGUUUUCUUCAAAAUCCAACAUCAGAAUUUUGUUUAAUAUGAUUCAUCGUUGUUAUUUUACUUAAUUUACUGUUGUGUUCAGGCGAUUCAUGCUCUAAGUGUAAACAUCAGGAAAAACACUUUGCUGUUGUCAGCAUAUAACCUAACUACCCCCAAACAUGCCAGUCUCUGCUCUCUGUCAGAGUGGCAAGGCACAAAAACCACUGAGCCAAGGCUACGCCAGUUAUGUAGCAAAAGUCAAAUUUAAAAACUGUGCAAGUAAAUGAGAAUUUUCGCUAUCACAUAGUUCUCAGUCAAUCUCGUUUAAAGGUGGACUUUCAUUACUCUUCCCUUUGUUUGAAUUAUCAUAGUGCAGCAAGCUGAAGAUAUGUUAAAUCAUCAGUAAACGAAAGACCAAUUAACAAUAAAAGGUUGAUUAUGGACAUCAACACAAUGACAUUUCACCUACAUGACCAAUUUCUUUUACUUUUAUUAGUAGAUGUUCUAAUGUAUCUAGCUAUAGCCCCCCAAAAAAAGGUAUAAGAUUGAAGAAUAUCCCUGCAACUAACAAUUAUUUUCCUUGUUGAUUAACUGGUCGAUUAUUUACUCAAAUAAUUGAUUAAUUGUUUGGUCUAAAAAUGUCAAGAAGCUCUAGCAGCUCUAGAUCAUGGAACAGUAUCACUUUGGCUGAUACUGUUCAUUGAAUGGAGUACUUCACUGAUAGAUGAAAUGUUAGGGUUUUUAUUGGUUUUGUCAUUUUUCAUGAAUUUUUUUUUUCUGGAUUGUAAACUAAAACAGAGUAUGUAAAACUCAUGUACACGUGGAAAAUAUUGUAUAAUAAAACCUAGAGGUGAUAAUUCC
This is a messenger RNA of Perca flavescens (yellow perch), 3555 nucleotides long. RefSeq names its product vesicular glutamate transporter 1. NCBI's taxonomy places the organism in Eukaryota, Metazoa, Chordata, Actinopteri, Perciformes, Percidae. Gene Ontology annotation, molecular function: neurotransmitter transmembrane transporter activity; L-glutamate transmembrane transporter activity. The record is from RefSeq and is a predicted model, not a curated record. The coding region runs from base 1 to 1746 and encodes 581 amino acids. Gene Ontology annotation, biological process: regulation of synapse structure or activity; synaptic transmission, glutamatergic; transmembrane transport. Gene Ontology annotation, cellular component: excitatory synapse; synaptic vesicle membrane. The transcript has 13 exons.